GAAGAAGCCAUUUUCCGACCGGCGUCGACGUGAGAGCAGACACAUAGCGUAUCGCAUGGAAACACUCACCUCGCCAGCCACUGCUAUGACUAUCGUCUCCUCAUCUUCCUCUUCGUUCUCCAUAUUCUCUCCUAAGCCAAAACUUGUUCCGCCCAGAAUCAUACGCUUUCCCACCCCUUCCAAAAAGAACAGUAAUGACUCUGAUCUCCAGUCUGAUCCUAACAACACAAGCAUCGUUCCUUUCUUCGGCAAUCAAACUCUCUCCCAGGAUGCAGCCAUGGGGCUGGUUCUGAGCAACGCGUCUGUACGAGGAUGGACUACGGGAUCGGGUAUGGAGGGUCCGUCUAUUCCCGCCGGAACCGAGGACCAACCCAAUACGGAGAAAGUCUCCACCUUUCCAUAGUCUUUCUUCACCAAGUCCCCACGUAGACGAAUGCGCGUGGCCUUCACAUGCAAUGUUUGCGGUCAACGAACCACUCGUGCCAUCAACCCCCACGCUUACACCGAUGGCACCGUAUUUGUCCAGACAAGUUUUUUUCUAACUUAGCAUAUUUCAUUUGCAUAUGAGGAUUGAAUAUUGAUUCUUUUCCCUCUGGGAAUUGGCGCUUAUUUCUGAGUUGGGGGAAUGAUUUUGUGAUGGUGGUGGGUUGUAGACAGUGUUGCCGAUGUAAUGUUUUCCACAAGCUGGUGGAUAAUUUGAAUUUGUCUCAUGAAAUGAAAUGCUAUGUCAACCCCAGCUUCAAUUAUCAAGGAGACCCGCCAUGGGGUGUAAGAUUCAAGUUAUUCAGUGAGGAAGAUGACGACGGUAGUAGCAAUAUGUUUCCUAUAUAAAGUGAUGGAUUGAGGGCACAUAAACUGUACAUUUCUUUGCUCAUACUAGAAACUGAUUUGAAUCAUGUUUGUAUAUAGCUUAUAGUCUCUUUGUGUAAUUGAUAACUUAGAGCUUUCUUGUCAGUUGAACUUUGUAUUUAUAAUAUUGAUUACUGGUACAUACUAAUAAAAAAACAUCAAUACUAUGCUUAGCAUGAUAGAAUAGUAUUUGAUGUUCAGCUGAGUAUUGCUUUUUUA
Hibiscus syriacus is the source of this 1068-nucleotide messenger RNA. RefSeq lists its product as uncharacterized. The record is from RefSeq and is a predicted model, not a curated record. The transcript has 3 exons. The coding region runs from base 56 to 403 and encodes 115 amino acids. Lineage: Eukaryota; Viridiplantae; Streptophyta; Magnoliopsida; Malvales; Malvaceae.